Molecule: messenger RNA, 1532 nt
Organism: Hemiscyllium ocellatum (epaulette shark)
Lineage: Eukaryota; Metazoa; Chordata; Chondrichthyes; Orectolobiformes; Hemiscylliidae
Gene: rpp30
Product: ribonuclease P/MRP 30 subunit
Exons: 11
Coding region: 399-1208 (269 amino acids)
Biological process (GO): translation; tRNA processing
Cellular component (GO): ribosome; nucleolar ribonuclease P complex
Molecular function (GO): RNA binding; structural constituent of ribosome
Source: RefSeq, a predicted model, not a curated record
GUGCAGUUGCACGAGGGCUCCUGCGGCCCUGGGACAUCAUUGUGAGUUGACAAAAUGAGGGGAAAGUGUUUCCUCCGUGUUGUUAAUUGUAAGGCUAGCCAAGCUAAUCGGAAGAAACGCGGAUAGGAGUCAGGGAAUGAUAGUUUGAUGAUCUAGCUUAGCUUGAGUUUGCUUUGAUGAAAGGUCGGCGUCCAGAGGCUUUAACCCCGUUUCUGUCUCUUCACAGAGGCUGCACUUCAUAGCCUGCAUUUUCUGUUUUUUUUGUUGUUUUCUGAGGUCAUCUUUGAUUUAAAGUGGGGCCUAGAGCCGACGGUGGCUUUGAGCGAGGUGCUGUGGGCGUAAACAUUAACCUUUCAAGCCGCAGGAAGAGCAAACGUUCCCCUUCACGUUGUGAAAGCAUGGCGCUUUUUGUAGAUUUAAACAUCGUUAACACCACGGACAGAAAAAGAUUGCAAAGUCUAAUAGAAACAGCGGCGCACCUUGGUUAUUCAACAGUUGCACUUAAUCAUGUGGUUGAGCUUCAAGGAAAAAGGCAGGAAAUAGCUAAGCCAACAUCUGUUUCAGAACUUUUCCCAUCGCCACCUAUUGUGCAGGGGAGAUCAAAACCAAUUAAAAUUGUGACCAGACUUACUGUGAUUGUCUCUGAUGCCUCUCACUGCAAUGAUCUGAGAACUACCUCCCCACACACCAGAUUAUAUGACAUUGUGGCUGUGUUACCAAAAACAGAGAAGUUGUUUCAUGUAGCUUGUAUGACCUUGGAUGUUGACUUAAUAUGUAUUAAUGUGGUCGAGAAACAACCAUACCAUUUUAGACGGCCUUCUGUAAAUGGGGCUAUUGAGAGAGGAAUUUACUUUGAGCUAGCAUAUUCCCCUUCUAUUAAAGAUUCCACAGUGAGAAGAUAUACCAUUUCAAAUGCACUUAGCCUGAUGCAGAUAUGUAAAGGAAAGAACAUCAUUAUGUCAAGUGCAGCAGAAAGGUCUUUGGAACUGAGAGGCCCUUAUGAUAUUGCUAACCUUGGGUUGCUUUUUGGCUUGUCUGAAGGAGAUGCCAAAGCAGCUGUGUCAACCAACUGUAGAGCAGCUCUUUUGCAUGGAGAAACUAGAAAGACUGCAUUUGGAGUGAUCUAUACAGUGAGGAAAACUCCAGCAGUUGAAGAGAAGGAUGAAGAAAGACCUCUUUCCAAACGAGCCAAGACCAAAAGUGACUGACAAUGAGAAAAUAUCGUUGUCAAAUUUAUAAUUUGAUUUUUAAGUUUGCAAGCAUGUACAUUUUUUUUGUAAAUGUUGUUGAAAUUGGGCUGUGUUUUUUAAAUUGUACUUUUGUAAUUACUAUUUCACAUUUUGUUUCAUCAGCAAUGAUUUUUGAAUGCACAAAGUUAAGAGUUUGUGAUAAUUAAGAUCUGUGGCACAUUUUGUUCCAACGCAGAUGUUUAAAAUUUCUUAAAUUCAAAUGUUUCACAUUGUGGGAAAUCAUUAUCAAAUAUGCGAGUUCAGAUAAUGAAUAUCAUGAAUAAAUAUUACAACUGACAUAGU